This is a messenger RNA of Momordica charantia (bitter melon), 869 nucleotides long. The record is from RefSeq and is a predicted model, not a curated record. NCBI's taxonomy places the organism in Eukaryota, Viridiplantae, Streptophyta, Magnoliopsida, Cucurbitales, Cucurbitaceae.
AUGGAAAAACAAAGCUUCCUUUGCUUARCAGAUUCAAGCAGCUCCGACAGUCCUCUUCAUUCCUGCACACUUCAUACAACUCAAUCAGUUUCAGACAUGGACAAGAAAAUGAAGGCCAUAAUAACCGCUUUGGAAGAAGAUGGGCAAUAUCAAAACAGAAAACUAGAGAUCAAAUGUAUGCUUGAAGAGUACAAUAGAUCUUACCAAUCCUUGGCUGAAAAAUACGACUAUUUGAAGUUCAUAUUUGUUAACAUUCUCUUUUCUGGGUCRUCCACGCCUUCAGACGCCGAAAUAUUCCGAUGCAAUAUCAAAUGUCCRGGCCUCAAAUCCGUCUCUGUCGAUGGCAGCCUCAAAUGUAACAAUGACAUCUUGGACAAAGAGUUCCUGAUCAAGCUAAGAGAUGAAUUGGUUUCAAGUAAGACAUGUAAUCAUAAUUCUGAUGAAAUAGUUGAAGCAAGAGAUGACAAAAUGUAUGGAAGCAUCGCGGCUCGUGCUGAGAUAGACGAUACCGAGUUAAAGAUGAACAAGUUUGAACUACAACGGGUUAAAGAUGUACAUCCAUUGGUGGCUAUUGCCCAGUGGGAGAGUACAUGGAAUGAACUAAACUCAAAGGUGACAGUGCUCAUGGAGGAAAAUCUGCAGCAUCAGGAGGAGUUAACCAGGAGAAACAAUGAAAAGAGAGAGGCCAUUAAAGAGCUUCACCAACAGAUAAAAUUCCUAAAGAGUGAGAACAGGUCCCUCCAGAGUUCUCUCAGAUUCCCCAAAGAAAGGUCAAAGCCAUAUCGCUCUCCAAUAUCACGACUKGCAGAAACGAUUUCGAACAAGCUUUUGGGGUGGGGUUGUUCUUGAUCUGAACUUCAGUUGUUCAA